CCAACAGCAUCAUUCGCCGUGAACUGUUCGCCAGCCGCAGAUCAAAGCACCAACCAACCAAGAAUCACCAUGAAGUUCCUCAUUGUCUUCGUCGCCCUCUUCGCCCUGGCUCUGGCCGCUCCCGCCGAGGUUGAGAUCCUGAAGCAGGCUUCCGAGGUCGGACCCGAGAGCUUUGCCUACAACUGGGAGACCAGCGAUGGCCAGAAGGCUGAGGCCGCUGGUGAGCUGAAGAACGCUGGAUCUGAGAACGAGGGCAUCGCCGUCCGUGGAUCCUUCUCCUUCGUGGCUGAUGAUGGCCAGACCUACACCGUCAACUACAUCGCCGACGAGAACGGAUUCCAGCCCCAGGGUGCUCAUUUGCCCGUUGCCCCCGAGGCCUAAGUGGAGCUGCUCUCAUCCAGAGGCAGCUGCAAAGCCAUCUAUCCUUCAAAACUCCUUGUUAAUAACUCCGAACCUUACCAAACCGAUCCGGUCCUUAUUUUCAAAGGACGGGAGCUAAGUCAGCCAAUCCCUUUUGUUAAAUAUUAAAAAAAAUGAUUACCGAAA
This is a messenger RNA of Drosophila ficusphila, 546 nucleotides long. Its product is annotated as larval cuticle protein 65Ag1-like. The transcript has 2 exons. Bases 70 to 381 code for a protein of 103 amino acids. The record is from RefSeq and is a predicted model, not a curated record. Gene Ontology annotation, molecular function: structural constituent of chitin-based larval cuticle. Lineage: Eukaryota; Metazoa; Arthropoda; Insecta; Diptera; Drosophilidae. Gene Ontology annotation, cellular component: chitin-based extracellular matrix.